Rubroshorea leprosula is the source of this 1303-nucleotide messenger RNA. NCBI's taxonomy places the organism in Eukaryota, Viridiplantae, Streptophyta, Magnoliopsida, Malvales, Dipterocarpaceae. The record is from the annotation of a GenBank genome assembly.
CACCCUCCAUCACAAGUUGCAUUCUUAUUUAUUUUCUCUCUCAACAACUUGUGUUUAAUCAAGUUUUAGAUUCAGCUGUUGAAGAAACUACUUUGGUUUUGCUAAGCGAAGGUGAAUUUUGGGUUUGUGUUUUUGGUUGAAGAUUUUGUGGAGAAAUGGAGAAAGCUUUGGGAUAUGGAAAUGAUCUAAACCUGAAGGCAACUGAGCUUAGAUUGGGGUUGCCUGGCACAGAUGAAGUAGAGGAACAAGCAGUUUCCAAUGUUAGAAACAAGAGGCCAAUGCCGGAAGCCUCCAUGGCUGAGGAGUGUGGAGGAAACGGCAAAUCUGAUGCUGAACAUGAAACUGCCCCACCUGCCAAGACACAGAUAGUGGGGUGGCCACCUAUCAGAUCCUAUAGGAAAAACAGCUUUCAGGCAAAGAAGGGUGAGCCUGAGGGUCCUGGGAUUUAUGUGAAAGUGAGCAUGGAUGGAGCACCAUACCUGAGAAAGAUUGACUUGAAGGUCUACCAGGGAUACCCUGAUCUCCUUAAGGCCCUGGAAAACAUGUUCAAGCUCACCAUAGGCGUGUACUCAGAGAGAGAAGGCUACAAAGGAUCAGAGUAUGCCCCUACUUACGAAGACAAAGAUGGAGACUGGAUGCUGGUUGGAGAUGUUCCUUGGGAAAUGUUCACGAGUUCAUGCAAGAGAUUGAGAAUCAUGAAAGGAUCAGAAGCCAGAGGCUUAGGAUGUGGUGUAUGAGGAACCCUCAGCCCACAAACAAAAACCCAGUUAAGAACAAGGGAAGAUGAUGGUUUAUCUCUGGUCAAGAGGAAAUCUUUCAGCUUCCAGCUUGUGUUCUCGCAGGGGAGAUUUUGGAUCUGAGACUGCUCCGGAGGUUGGCUGGAGCGAAGUUUAGAUAGGGCUAACUAACGGAUAUAUCUACAUAGGGGAGUUCAGUUUUUCUUUCCUCAAGUUCGGCAGCAAAUAUGAUUUGGUGAUCUGAGCAUCCGUCAUGUUAUAAAGUUGUUUUAUCAUAACCCCAUCAAACCGAAACUGAAUUCAUCAAGAACAUGUCGCUUCAGAUGCAAUUGUGUGCAAAUGAUUAGAGAAAAACAUAGGAGGGAAAUCUGUGUCCUAGUUUUGGUUUAUGUAUUAUCAAUACAAGAUACAGUGAAAUAUAGUAUGUGUCCUUGUAAAAAUAUGUUUAUCAUGACUAUAUAUGAAAAUCUGUGUGCUAAAUAUUCUCUUCCUUUACUAUAUAUGUUUUCAUGUGUAGAUUUGAUUUCUAUUGUUCUCCAUUCUGAAAUUAAAUAGGCAAAGAAACA